This is a messenger RNA of Aspergillus pseudotamarii, 771 nucleotides long. RefSeq names its product GPI anchored serine-threonine rich family protein. Lineage: Eukaryota; Fungi; Ascomycota; Eurotiomycetes; Eurotiales; Aspergillaceae. The coding region runs from base 160 to 615 and encodes 151 amino acids. The record is from RefSeq and is a predicted model, not a curated record. The transcript has 2 exons.
UUUUCUUCAGUCCUUCAUUUGGUACUCUCAUUUUUCCCUUCCAAGGCCCCUUUUUGCCAAUUGAGUCAAGGGCUUUCUGUAUCAAUUUUCGGGCCAGAGACCUCCAAACCACAAAAGGAAUUGCUGUAAAGGAACUUUGAACCCCAAAAGAAAGAAAAAAUGCGGUUUCUGCUCCCCUUUGUCAUUGGGCUCACCCCCAUUGUUUCCGCCCUCAGCAUCAACAAGCCGGGCGCCAACUCGACAUACGCCGCCGGAUCUACUAUAACGGUCAACUGGACUACGGUGGACACUGACCCCACCGAAAUUAGUCUCUAUCUGUGGAACUUUGUCUCCUGGCCUCCCUCUUACGUUCCUCUGGCUCAGAAUGUGCCCACCGCCGAUCAGUCAUACUCCGUGCAGAUCCCCUGCGACACCAACCCCGAAUGGGGUUAUCAGAUCAGCGCCAUCAACGGAACCAAUGUCUACAUUAUCCACGCGCAGGGUGACCGGUUCACAGUUUCCGAUGCUGUGAAUGGCACCAACUGUGCCGAUCCCAUCAUCCCACCCCCAGCUUCCACCUGCGGUCCCACCAACGCGGUGUCGACCGUUUAUGUCACGACUACUCCCACCCCGUGACCUUGGACAAAGUCCCAACGCCGACCCCGGUACCAACUGAACACAACGACGCUGGACUCUCUACGGUGACUGCUGCACCGAGUGAGGUCACUGGCGAAGCGAAGAUCGUGACGAUCACUACCACGGUGUCCGUACCUGCUGCUCCGGGGGACGAAC